AAGUAUAUCUACAAGUUAUAGCAUGGGGCAUACAACUGUUUGGCGAAUCGUUCGAGAGACGACUCAGAUCUUGUGGAACAGAUUAAGUCCAAUAUUUGUGAAGGCCCCAACAAAUGAAGACUACAACUUAAUCGAAAAAGGAUUCAGGGAGCGUUGGAAUUUUCCUAAUUGUAUCGGCGCAGUGGACGGAAAACAUAUAGAUAUAGAAGCUCCAUACAAAUCUGGGUCACAAUAUUAUAAUUACAAAGGAAGAUUUAGUAUCGUGUUGAUGGCAACUUGUGAUGCUGACUACCGAUUCACAACGGUUGACGUAGGCGCCUACGGGAGACAAAGCGAUGCAGGAAUUUUUUCAAUUUCUGCUUUAGGAACCAGAUUAGAAUCAGGACAUCUUGGAAUUCCUGGACCUAAAUUGCUACCUGAAUCAACAAAACAACUACCAUGUUGGAGAUGAAGCUUUUCCAUUAAAAUGUUACAUGAUGAGGCCAUAUCCAGG
This is a messenger RNA of Folsomia candida, 493 nucleotides long. RefSeq lists its product as uncharacterized. Lineage: Eukaryota; Metazoa; Arthropoda; Collembola; Entomobryomorpha; Isotomidae. The record is from RefSeq and is a predicted model, not a curated record. The transcript has 3 exons. The coding region runs from base 23 to 451 and encodes 142 amino acids.